CUCCCUCUCCUGCCCAGGCUCCUGCACAUGGUGUAAGUAGUGAGCGCUCAGCAGUAGCAGCAGCCUGUCUUCUCCUCUCCUCUGCUGCUCCCUCGCACCUCGUUCCUGCUGAUCCUGCGGCCUCCUCCACCCCUCCCUUCCCUGUACCUGGGCACCAUGCCCCGCUCUCAGCGGCAGCCCAGGAUGUUCAGGGUCCCCGGAAUGCCCCCUCUCUGCAGCCUGCUGGCACUGCUGCUCCUCACACAACUGGUGAAGACUCAGGUAGCAGCUGAUCCCAUAGAUGUACUGAAAGGACUACAGCUCCACCUGCACCCUGAAGGUGUGAAGAAGACCACUGGCCUGUGCACGGCCCGUCGGUCAGGUACUGGUGCAGAUGUGGCCUUCAGGAUAUCCAAACAGGCUCAGAUCAGUGCUCCCACAAGGCAGCUCUUCCCAGGUAAAUUCCCUGAGGACUUUUCAAUCAUGGCGCUGGUUCGGGCUAAGAAUGGAUUGCAAUCAUUCCUCCUUUCCAUAUACAAUGAACAAGGAGUCCAGCAACUAGGGAUAGAACUGGGGAGCUCCCCAGUAUUCCUCUACGAGGACCAAAGUGGAAAGCCAGCGCCUGAGGAUUACCCCAUAUUCAGGGGCAUCAAUUUGGCGGAUGGAAAGUGGCAUCGCAUUGCUCUAAGUGUACAAAAGAAAUCGGUGACCUUAAUAUUGGACUGCAAAAAGAAAAUUACCCAGAAGCUUCCACGUGGAAACAAGCCCAUUGUUGACACUAAAGGGAUCACGGUAUUUGGAACACGCAUCCUUGAUGAGGAAUCAUUUGAGGGUGACAUUCAACAACUUCUUAUAGCAUCAAAUGCCCAGGCCGCCUAUGAUUACUGUGAACAUUACAGCCCAGACUGUGAUUCCCUCCCAAAUGCACCACAAGCUCAAGAUCCUAAUGCAAAAGUGGAUUAUGCAGAGGAAGAGGUGGAGUAUUACGAGUAUCCAUACUAUUAUGACAAUAAAGAGGAAGGGACGCCUGCCCCACCCACUGUGAGAGCCCUUGAAGAGGGUGUAGAGGAGCAGAAAAACAAAGCUAAAAACCACAAGCAGCCAACCAAGCCGAAGCCAAAGGUGCCUCCUCCUGCCAAGAGUGUCAGCAAGGUGAAAAACGGAGCAGCGGGCAAGGCCCCUGCCAAACGCAACACCCCAGUGAAAAAUAAUGUGGGCAAGGCCCAACCCAAGAAAAACUUCGCUGGCGCCAAGAGGAGGAACUUGGGGAAUGGUUACCAGCAGGACCCGUCUCUUACCCCUGAUUUCACUGAGACCCCUGAGCCCACCAUGUCAGAAAAGGAACUUGAUUACACUGCCCCUCCUUUGGAAGAGGAGGAAAUGUAUGGGGGCUUGGAGGAAAAGGCCACACAGGAUGUCUCACCCACCCCCCAGACAAAAGAACAGGAACCUUCAGUGGUUGCCAAGGGCAGUGAUUCCUUCACAGAGGAGUAUAUGACUGGGGAGGAGGACAAUCCGCCAGGAGGACUGGACUAUGAAUAUGUAUACAAGGAUUACACAGAGGGCUCGGAGACCACACACCUGGGUCCUGUUCUCUCAGCAGAGACCCCUGAAAGUGGAGGUGCUUUCAGUGGACCCCGUGGGAUCAAAGGAGAUAAAGGAGAGUCAGCUCUCUUGGAGUCAGGCAUGUUGGUUGAAGGACCCCCUGGAUCAGAAGGCCCUGCGGGUCUGCCUGGACCUCCUGGGAGACAAGGACAUCCUGGACCAGUUGGAGAUCCUGGAGAGAGAGGUCCCCCGGGAAGAGCAGGUCUUUCUGGAGCCAAUGGAUUGCCAGGACAACCCGGCAGCUCUGUCAUGCUUCCUUUUCGCUUUGGGAAUAGUGCAGGUGCUAAGGGUCCUAUAGUGGCAGCACAAGAGGCACAGGCUCAAGCCAUUCUGCAACAGGCCAGGCUGGCUCUGCGUGGACCUUCUGGACCCAUGGGAUAUACUGGCCGAUCUGGACCAUUGGGACCUCCUGGAAAUCCAGGAUCAAAGGGGGAAUCUGGAGAUCUUGGUCCUCAGGGACAAAGAGGACCUCAGGGAUUGACAGGCCCCUCAGGGAAACCAGGGAGAAGAGGUCGUUCUGGUGCUGAUGGUGCACGUGGUCUUCCUGGUGAAUUUGGAAUGAAGGGAGAUCGUGGCUUUGAUGGACUUCCUGGACUGCCCGGAGAGAAGGGCAACAGGGGUGACGGUGGUGUUCAAGGCCCUCUGGGAGGACCAGGAGAAGAUGGAGAGAGGGGAGCAGAUGGAGAUGUUGGAGCUCGCGGUCUACCUGGAGAACCAGGAGUCAGAGGAUUACUUGGACCUAAAGGACCCCCUGGCAUUCCUGGGCCCCCAGGAGUGAGAGGUAUGGACGGACCUGUCGGACAAAAGGGAAACCUGGGUCCACAAGGUGAGCCUGGUCCCCCUGGGCAGCAAGGAACUCCUGGAACUCUGGGGCUUUCAGGGCCACAGGGAGCUAUGGGACCACCAGGAGAUAAGGGGACACAGGGCAAACCUGGCCUGCCUGGUAUUCCUGGGUCUGAUGGACCUCCUGGACAUCCAGGAAAAGAAGGUCCAGCAGGGGCUAGAGGCAACCUUGGUCCUACUGGUCCACAGGGGACUCUUGGUUAUCCUGGGCCACGUGGUGGAAAGGGAAUCGAUGGCAUCCGGGGCUUGAAAGGACAUAAAGGUGAAAAGGGUGAGGAUGGAUUCCCAGGAUUCAAGGGAGACAUUGGCAUUAAGGGUGAUAAGGGUGAAGGUGGGGUGCCUGGCUCCCGUGGAGAAGAUGGACCUGAGGGUCCAAAAGGAAGAUCUGGCCCAUCUGGUGAUCCUGGGCCCAUUGGAACGUUGGGUGAGAAGGGCAAACUAGGUGUACCAGGACUGCCCGGGUAUCCUGGACGCCAGGGUACAAAGGGAUCACUUGGCUUCCCUGGAUUCGCUGGGGCUAACGGAGAGAAGGGAGCACGGGGUCUCUCAGGAAAAUCUGGCCCUCGAGGAGAGAGGGGACCAUCGGGACCGAGAGGUCAGAGAGGACCCCGGGGUGCAACAGGAAAAUCAGGACCAAAGGGCACUUCUGGUGGUGAUGGUCCAUCAGGGCCACUGGGAGAGAGGGGUCUUCCUGGACCACAAGGCUCUAAUGGCUUCCCAGGUCCCAAGGGACCACCAGGACCACCAGGAAAGGAUGGAAUCCCAGGACAUCCCGGGCAGAGAGGCGAAGUGGGUUUCCAAGGAAAGGUGGGAACUACUGGGCCCCCAGGUGUUGUUGGAUCUCAGGGAACACAAGGUGAAUCAGGGCCUAUGGGAGACAGAGGACAUCCUGGCCCACCAGGACCCCCAGGAGAGCAAGGGUUGUCAGGUCCAUCAGGAAAGGAAGGUACUAAGGGUGAUCCAGGUCCAACAGGAGUUGGUGGAAAGGAUGGACCUGCUGGAUUGAGAGGAUUUCCUGGUGAGAGAGGCCUGCCUGGUACUCCGGGCGGAUCUGGUCUUAAAGGUAAUGAAGGCCCUGCAGGCCCCCCAGGACCCGCAGGAUCUCCAGGAGAGAGAGGUGGACCUGGGCAAGGAGGACCUAUUGGGCCCCCAGGAAGACCUGGUCCCCAGGGGCCAUCUGGAGCUUCAGGCGAGAAAGGCGUACCAGGGGAAAAAGGACCAAUUGGCCCUGGGGGUAGAGAUGGUGUUCAAGGACCUGUGGGGCUGCCUGGUCCUGCAGGACCUCCAGGAAUUUCCGGAGAGGAUGGGGACAAGGGUGAAGUUGGAGAACAUGGACAGAAAGGAGGAAAAGGGAACAAAGGAGAACAUGGACCCCCUGGCCCAUCUGGUCCUACUGGUCCUGUUGGACAACCAGGAACUGCGGGCGCUGAUGGAGAGCCAGGACCCCGUGGACAGCAAGGAGUGUUUGGGGCAAAAGGAGAUGAAGGAACACGAGGAUUCCCAGGAGCUCCAGGACCCAUUGGGCUUCAGGGAAUGCCAGGACCAUAUGGUGAGAAGGGAGAGACUGGAGAUGUAGGCCCCCUGGGACCUCCUGGUCCACCUGGACCACGUGGACCAGCAGGACCUUCUGGUGCUGAUGGCCCGCAAGGUCCUCCUGGUGGAAUAGGAAACUUGGGACCUCUAGGAGAGAAGGGUGAACCAGGUGAGUCAGGAGUUCCAGGUAUUAAAGGAGAAGUUGGGCCCAAGGGGCCACGUGGGGACCGAGGUGAAAAGGGAGAGUCUGGUCAGUCAGGAGAUCCAGGACCUCAAGGAGUUAAAGGACCUCCUGGAGAUGAUGGGCCUAAGGGAAACCCCGGUCCUGUUGGAUUCCCUGGAGACCCCGGACCCCCAGGAGAGAUGGGACCCAGAGGACAAGAUGGAGCAAAGGGAGAUAGAGGAGAGGAUGGAGAGCAAGGAGAAGCGGGUUCUCCUGGUCCUACUGGUGAGAAUGGUCCUACUGGUCCACUAGGAAAAAGGGGUCCUGCUGGUCCAUCUGGACCCGAAGGGCGCCAAGGAGAGAAAGGGUCAAAAGGCGAGCCUGGUGCUUUGGGUCCUCAAGGAAAGACAGGUGCUGUGGGACCACAAGGGACUGCAGGGAAACAAGGACCUGAAGGUCUCAGGGGACUUCCUGGAGCAGUGGGUGAACAAGGUCGUCCUGGAGCAACAGGACAAGCAGGACCACCUGGACCUGUGGGACCCACUGGACUGCCAGGUUUAAAGGGCGACAAUGGAGCAAAGGGAGAGAAGGGCCAUCCUGGACUUAUUGGACUCAUUGGACCAACAGGAGAACAAGGAGAAAAGGGAGAUAGGGGUUUGCCAGGACCUCACGGAUCAGGGGGGCAGAAAGGAGAGACGGGCAUUGCAGGUGUCACAGGUCCCAUUGGCCCAGGUGGUCCAGCUGGCUCCCCAGGUCCACAAGGUCCUAAAGGUGCUAAAGGAGCCUCAGGACAAGCUGGACCCAAGGGACAGAAAGGAGUACAAGGACCUGCUGGACCCCCAGGUCCCCCUGGUGAAGUGAUCCAGCCUCUACCCUUCCAAAUGCCCAAAAAGAGUAAACGUUCAAUAGAUGCCAGUCAAUUCAUGGCAGAUGAGCCUGCUGCUGAACACACUGAGGGCAUGGAGGAAAUCUAUGGCUCACUUGAUGCUAUCAAAAAAGAUAUUGAGCUGAUGAGGACACCAAUGGGCACAAAGGAGCACCCAGCCCGGACAUGCCAAGACUUGAAGCUCUGCCACCCAGAACUUGCUGAUGGUGAAUAUUGGAUUGAUCCCAACCAGGGUUGCACAAGGGACUCUUUCAAAGUCUUCUGUAAUUUUACAGCAGGAGGAGAGUCUUGUAUCUUCCCCAGCAAAGACACUGAGAAGGUAAAGAUGUCUUCAUGGAGCUCAGAGAAGAGAGAGACGUGGUACAGCCAGUUUAAGAGUGGUCGUAAGUUUUCUUACAUUGAUUCCGAAGGCAAUGAUAUUGGUGUAGUGCAGCUUACCUUCCUGCGCCUUCUAAGUACUUAUGUCCACCAGAACUUCACAUAUCAUUGCCAUCGUUCUGCUGCCUGGCACCUUACUUCUUCGGAUAGCUACCAAAAGGCUCUCCACUUCCGGGGCUCCAAUGAAGAGGACCUUUCCUUCCAUACCACACCUUAUAUCAAGGCCUUGAGAGAUGGCUGUGCGAUGAGGAAAGGGACAGAGAAGACUGUUCUAGAAAUCUACACCCCCCGUGUUGAGCAGCUUCCCUUGACAGAUGCCAUGUUCAUGGACUUUGGAGAGCCCAACCAGAAAUUUGGCUUUGAGGUGGGACCUGUAUGUUUUCUUGGCUGAGGCAAUCGACAAAUGAACUUCAACCAAUUCCAAAUCCCUUCUGCAAAUAAAAUGGAGAUCCAACCCUUCUCUCUAUUCCUGUACAAUCAUUUUCAAAGUCUCAGUUGGAAAGGAGCAAAACAAGAAUGCCUCCAGGUGACUUGUAACAAGAGACCUAAAAGCACCGGUCAGCAUAGCAGAAAGCUACAGACCAGGGGGACCCUCUGAUGACCAAAGAAAGAUUUCAUCAUAGACUCUUAGCUAGAAUAAUUUGAGGCCUUAUUAAAAAGAAAACCAAGAGUUAACAUAUAGGCGACAAUGACUUUUAAACAUUCACAUUCAGGACAUUUUGUGCCACUUUUUAAAAAUGGAGAUUCUCCUGUAGAAAUGUACCCCAAAUUUGCCUCUCACCUUUAUUUAAACAACAACAAAAAAAAAUCAAAUGCCUAAAACUGAACUUUAUUUUUUUUCUUCUGUGGAUAAAUGAAAGUUUUAAAUAUUAUUUAAAAAAUAAAGUUUGUAAUGAAUUCCCCUUCUGCCUUGCACACCCGCAAAACUGGCUAAAAAUGUUAUGAAAAUAUGUUGAGAAGCUGAUGGAAAAAAAAAAGUCUGUGAAAAAAUUUCAGAUUGGUGCUUAGAGAUAAAUCUUAUUAUUGGACCAGUGACAUGAUAAAAACCUCAAAUGUGCUCAAAGUAUUACUGUGUAAUGUUUGUAAGUAUUUUUUGUAUUGUAAUAUAUAAUCUAUAACUUUGCUGCUUUUUUAUUUUUACUCUUGUUUUCUGUUCUUAUUUUGGUGCAUGUUUAUGCCGUACUUCCUGUCUAGCCUGACGACUUCUUGUCCACCUCGACUCCUGUUUUCAGCUCAGGAUCUCUCCCCUCUGUUUCUUGACUUUGAGCUUGCUGCCUGUCUGUAAUUUUUCCUUUUUAUUUAAAUAAAUGAUGCACAACAGGUAAAACCCA
Messenger RNA from Xenopus laevis (African clawed frog), 6718 nucleotides. RefSeq names its product collagen alpha-2(XI) chain (gene col11a2.S). NCBI's taxonomy places the organism in Eukaryota, Metazoa, Chordata, Amphibia, Anura, Pipidae. The record is from RefSeq and is a predicted model, not a curated record. The transcript has 67 exons. The coding region runs from base 157 to 5778 and encodes 1873 amino acids.